CGGCGCUUCUCUUGACACGCCGCGAUACGUACGUUAAUUUCUACGAAGAGCUAUCUUUUCGCGGGCUCUUCCUAGAAAAAAAUUUGAACGUCAUCGCGCUCCUUUGCGAACAUGUCGCUAUAUGUUUGAUUGCAACAAUGAAAUUCUUAGAAAAAAGGGGGAAGGGGGGUAUUAACCAUUAGGUUUGCCAUGUCAAAAAUUUACGCGAUCAGUCCUCCAUCGAACGAUCUGCGACAAAAACGGUACACCGCUCCUCCAUCAUUCGAACAACACGCAAUGUAUUCCGCCAAAGGAAGCAGCGCAUCGUACAAUGGCGAAAAACAAAAGAAGGAAUGUAACGCUAUUUCGGUGGAGCGUCGCGCAGUGCGCUUACUGAGCAGACGUUACACUCUGACGGCCACGGGUUACAAAUAUUUGGAAAUUGGAAUCAACGUUGGUCCACCGAGCUACGGAGAUCGCUCUGGGAGAUCAUCAGGGACAGGAAUUGAUACUGUCUCUCGAAACGUGGAAGGGACUCUACGAGCAGCGAUGGAAUAUCUAUAAAUUGCUGCUAAACGAUUACAAAGACAAUUUUAUAAGCGUCGGACCGUUAACUGUCAGAAUUAGUCUGAUGAACGACGUUACACUCGUACGUCUUGAAUCUUUGAACGUACGCGUAACGAUGAUCGAAUCGACGUUACGUCGAAUGUUUGCUCUGAACGAAUAUAUCGAUGUGACGUUCGAUCGACUCGUCAGAUUCGUCGAUACGAUCGAUACCAAGUAUACGCGAUUCUCCAACAUCACGUCUAUUGUAACAGAUCCCGAGGAAGUGCCGAAUGCGAUACGCGAUAUCUUCGAUAGAUGUCGAUUGCGAGCUGUUAGCUUUAGUUUUUAGCGUAUAAGA
Molecule: messenger RNA, 883 nt
Organism: Pogonomyrmex barbatus (red harvester ant)
Lineage: Eukaryota; Metazoa; Arthropoda; Insecta; Hymenoptera; Formicidae
Source: RefSeq, a predicted model, not a curated record